Molecule: messenger RNA, 3315 nt
Organism: Microthlaspi erraticum
Lineage: Eukaryota; Viridiplantae; Streptophyta; Magnoliopsida; Brassicales; Brassicaceae
Source: the annotation of a GenBank genome assembly
AUGGAUUCGGCUAGAGGGCGCCAAGAAAUGAAGGAUCUGAAGUUGUGUGAGAGGCUAGUGAAUACACUGGGUGGUGAUGGUCCACAAAGAGUUGUGCUGACUGGGAGAUCCGGAAUCGGCAAGACGAGACUGGCAAGGAAGGUAGGCAAACAUGCAACUAAGAAAGGCCUCUGCUACUUGGCUCUGUGGUUGCAUCUCAACAACAAGUUUGAAGAUGAAUCGUCGCUUUAUCAGAACAUAGCUUUCCAGAUUGAAGUGUAUGAUACAGAGGGGAAGGAGGCCAAGAAAUCGGAAGACUUUUUAAAGGCUUUGAAGGAGAAGAUAAAUGCAGAGCUCAGCAGAAGGAAGAGAUCAGCUGAGAAAAAAAUGAAGAUGUUGAUGACUGAGAAAAAUGCUAAGAAGUUGGCUCAAGGAGAGAAGAAACACACGCCAUCUGCUGUAGUGGUGCCCUAUCUUCUAUUGUACUCGACGAUGAAGGGUACAAGACCAGUGAAGAUAAGAGAAGAUGAUGAGAACACUAGAGAGUGUGAUGAAGAAAUUGAGCCACAAGAUACAAACAGUGAGGUGAAAUUUAAGCCCGAUGACACGGAGUUCCAUGAUACAAAGAGCGGAGAGGUAACUGAGCUACAUAAUACAAGGAGUGAGGAGGUAACUGAGACUCAUACAACACACGAGACGCAUGCUGGAACAAAGCGUGACGGGGAAAUUGAGUUCCAUACCACAGAUGAGUCUCAGGCUUUACAUGAAACCCUUUCUAUGGAUCAUUUACAGGAUCUAUUUGAGUCCCUUAUUAAUGAUGAGGCAAGGCAUUUGCUAGAGUGCCUACAGAAAGAUUGGAAGAUUGAUGAGGCAUUGACAUCUUCUGUGGUGCGAAAAAGUAUGAGUUUGCCCGCCGCAAUAGUCAUGUUUGCCAAGUCCUUAAACUGCAUUACUAACACUUUCAAGAGUUUUCCUCCAAAAGCGAAGGAGAUUUUAAAAGAAGUUUUAUUUCCCUGUGGGCCAGCCGAUACAGAUGGUGGUUCUAGGAGCAUUGUGGCACAGCACAAUCCUAUUCUACAUCUUGCUUAUGCGCUGCUAGACACGAGUCAUACAUCAAAGAGUGUCAUCGUUGAUUGUUUUUGGCAUAGCCUGGACUUUUUCAAGCACAACGGUUGUGUUGAUUACAACCACCUGAUCACACAAUGGAUGCUUGAAGGCUACUUUGAUCCUGUUCGAUCUGUUAAGAAGGCCUAUAAUGAUGGUCAUGAUAUCUUGGUGGAGCUUAUAAACCGCGGUAUUCUGAAGACACAAGAGGAUGAUAUGGUUAUACCUGAGAUGGCAAUGAGCAAUUUAACCGAUCUUCGGCAACUUGGGCUCUUAGGCAGAUCUUGGCUCCCAUUUGCUAGUGGUGACCAGAAAAAAUCUCUAGGUAAAAUCAUCCAGAUAGAUGAUAUGAUAAAAACAGUGCAAACAACUAGUGAAGAAGACAUAUGUACUAUCUUGGUAAGUGGAAAUCGCCUGCGCCGCGAAAGACCUCAUAUGUUUCUCGAGAAGAUGUUCAAUCUCGAAGUUCUUGGUCUUUUCACUCCCACAUUGGAACCUCUUAUCCCGUCCGUAACGAAUCUACAAAAACUUCGAAUUCUUGUGAUCAGGGACUCUGAUCUACUCUCAGAUAUCGACGAGCUUUGUUGUCUACGUAGACUAACCGUUCUUGAAGUUUCCGGCGCUAGCUCCUUGACAGCUAUCUCUGAUAAGUUCUUUCUUGAAUUGACCCAACUACAAAGUCUUAACCUCUCCGGACUUCGGAUCAAAUUUUUACCUUCCAGCAUUUCUCAACUGAGUAAUCUUAGCUGUCUCAUCCUCAGGGACUGUCCUGUAUUGGAAGAUUUGCCUGACAUACAGAGUUUAAAGAAGCUCGAGGUGGUCGACAUCAAUGGUGCACGCAUGCUAAAAUCUUGCUUGGGCAUGAAGGAAAACACAAGCAGAAACAGAACCUUUUGUCAUCUUCAACAGCUUCAACUCCUUGACCUUUCAGAAAGCAAAAUAAGACGGCUUCCCUUAUUUCAUGAUGCUGCGGUGGGUGAAAAGCUUCGCUCCUUGAGGCGGCUCUCAUUGCACAACUGUAGCAAUUUGAUAAGAUUGCCCAAUCUCAAACCCUUGUCGGGCCUCCAAAUUCUAGAUCUUUCUGGUACUACCAGCUUACUGGAAAUAACGGAAGUCUGCUUCGAGCAGAAAGAGAAACUCAAAAUUCUUAAUCUUUCAGGCACAAAGAUUACUAAAGUUCCGUCCACCAUCUCAGGGUUAUCUAGUCUCAGUCAACUCCUCCUAAGGGACAUCCCCAACCUAGAAGCUCUCCCAAACAUCAAGAGACUCACGAGUCUUGAAGUCUUUGAUGUGUCCGGGUGUACUAAGUUGCAUAAAAUUGAGGGAUCCUUUCAGGAUAUGCCUUACCUGCGGGAAGUUAAUCUCUCUGGCACCAGAAUAGAAACCUUACCAGAGUUGCCAGAGACAAGCAACAUUUGCUGUUCAAAGCUCCUUAUUCAGGCAGAUUCAAGAAGUUUUGAAAAUGAUACUUGGGGCCAAGUAAAGGAAGCCGUAACAAAGGAGAUAUCUGAGAGUCUUAACACUUAUGACAAGGUCGAGAGAAUCCAUGAAAUCUCAAGAAAGGAGUCAGGGAUAGUGGAUGAACUUUGGGCUUUUCCUGGAAAGAAAGGUUUCCGCAGGGAACAUUUUUACAAAGGUCGUAUAUACAGGGAUGUCUAUAUGAACGCAAUACCAUUUGUUGAUAACAAAAGUUGUCAAGAAGUCCUAGAGAUCCAAGGAUCUAAUGGCGUGGAUCAAGAUAAGCAAACCUUAGCUAAAUCUGAGUUUGUAGCUUUUGUGGAGAAUAGCACCGCAAAUCUCUCAUCUAUCUUUCUUGAUUUGAAAUCAGUGAAAAGCUGUUGGCUUGAGAUGUGCGGGGACAUAGAAAUCCUUUUCUCUGGUGUCGAUGAGGAACGUCUCCGAGACCUGGAGACUUUGUCAAUAACGAAUCUUCAAAAGUUGAAGAGUAUAUGCAGCAGCAGCUUCAAGAAUCUAAAGAAACUAAACCUAGAUUGCUGUCCGAGUAUUAUAACGCUUUUCAUGGACACAUCUCAGCUACCUAGCAGCCUAGAAGUUCUGAAAAUAAAGUUUUGUGAGAACCUGAAGACAGUGUUUGCUGAAGAAGUCGAACUGCCAAAACUGCACACACUGUGCCUUUUUGAGCUGCAUGUGCUAUCCAGGAUUGGUGCUACGCUGCCUAAUCUGGUGACAUACAAAGAAGAUAAAUGCCCAAAGCUGAAAAAUGCAAACUAA